AUGUACAAUCGUUUGAAACGUCAUUCAUUAUUAAUUUUAAUAUGUUUUAUACACGUUAUUUUAUUUUCAAUAUAUACAUAUGUACAUUAUCAAAAUAAUGUUUCAAAUGAUGCGAGAAAAAAUGAUCAAUCAACUGAAUUAUUAACAUCGGAUCAUCUUCCAGCUGAUUCAAUUGAAAAAGCAGAUCGAUCAUUAUUACAUAAUUAUAGAAAUUCAAAAUUUCAACAAGAUAUUAAUUUACCUACUAAUGAAAAACUUAAAUCACUUAAUAUUUCAUUUGUAAAAGAUACUGAUCAACAACAAAUGAUUGUUCAAUGUUCAAUUUUACCAUUGACUUUAGUUGGUCGUGUCGAAGCCGAUUUAUUCUCAUAUGAAAUGGAAGAAAUUGAAAAACAUCAUGAAAAUUCAAGUAUAAAACUUGGUGGUCAUUGGUCACCUUCUCAUUGUACAUCUCGUUAUCGAGUAGCAAUUAUUAUUCCAUAUCGUGAUCGUGAUAUGCAAUUACGUAUAUUUCUUAAUUUUAUGCAUCCAUUUUUACAAAAACAACAAUUAGAUUAUCAAAUUUUUCUUAUUGAACCAAUAAUUAAUGUAACAUUUAAUCGAGCACUUUUAUUUAAUAUUGGUUUUCAUGAAACACUAAAACAUUAUUCAUGGCAAUGUUUUAUUUUUCAUGAUGUAGAUUUAAUACCAGAAGAUGAUAGAAAUAUAUAUUCAUGUCCACCUGAACCACGUCAUAUGUCAGUAGCAGUAAAUACAUUAAAUUAUGAACUUCCAUAUCGAACAAUUUUUGGUGGUGUUUCAGCUUUAACAGUUGAACAAUUUAAAUCUGUUAAUGGAUUUUCAAAUCAAUAUUUUGGAUGGGGUGGUGAAGAUGAUGAUAUGGCUGCUAGAAUACUUACUAAAUAUCGUAUAUCUCGUUAUCCACCAUCAAUUGCUCGUUAUAAAAUGUUACGACAUCAACAAGAUACUCCAAAUCAAUCUAGAUACAAAAUCUUAAGUUUAAGUAAUGCAAUGCGUUCAGUCGAUGGUCUUUCUAAUCUACAAUAUACAAUAAUUGAAAUACGUAAAGAAAAAUUAUUUACACUUAUUCGAGUAACAUAUAAUGAAACAUUAAUUAAAUCAAUGGUUACUCAGAUAAAAACGAAAAUUAUGAAAGCCAAACGACAUAGAACUUAA
Molecule: messenger RNA, 1176 nt
Organism: Rotaria sordida
Lineage: Eukaryota; Metazoa; Rotifera; Eurotatoria; Philodinida; Philodinidae
Source: the annotation of a GenBank genome assembly